Molecule: messenger RNA, 1870 nt
Organism: Nymphalis io (European peacock)
Lineage: Eukaryota; Metazoa; Arthropoda; Insecta; Lepidoptera; Nymphalidae
Product: carcinine transporter-like
Exons: 1
Coding region: 92-1831 (579 amino acids)
Biological process (GO): transmembrane transport
Cellular component (GO): membrane
Molecular function (GO): transmembrane transporter activity
Source: RefSeq, a predicted model, not a curated record
AGUCUGCAACUAUGGUGCUUGUAAAAUAAAACCAGGAGCGGUAAAUAAAAAAUAUUUCUUGAUAAACUUUAAUAUACGAAGAGUAUACAGAAUGGAAGUCAGAAAAGGAACGGCUCAAACCCUUGAUGGUUCUAGUGACAACUUUGAAAGUAUCAAAGAUGAAAGUAACUCGAACAAAGAAAUUUAUUAUGACGAGCUACUUUCGGCCGCUGGUGAAUUUGGACUUUAUCAAGUAUUUUUGUUUUGUUUAACAUUUCCAUUUUACAUUUUUGGUGUUUUUGCGUAUUUUUCUCAAUUAUUUAUGACUGAAAUUUCACCGAAUCAUUGGUGCUGGAUUCCGGAAUUAGAAAAUUUAACACAAAUUGAAAGAAGAAGUCUAGCGAUACCUCAAGAUUCUUAUUCACAAUUUGGAUAUUCCCACUGUGAAGCAUUUGCCGCUAAUUGGAGUGAAGUUUUAUUAGCAGAUCAAAAACCUAACGAGACAUGGAAAACAGAAUCCUGUCAAUAUGGAUGGGAAUUCAAUAAAUCAGAGAUACCAUAUCCAACGAUUUCGAGCGAAUUAGGUUGGGUUUGUGAUAAAAAUAGCUAUCAAGCAACAUCACAAGCUAUGUUUUUUAUUGGAUCUAUGAUAGGAGGACUUGUUGUUGGCUGGGUUGCUGACAAAUUUGGUAGAUUACCAGCUGCCACUUUAAGUAACUUGAUUGGAUGUGUGGCAGGUAUUGCUAGCAUUUAUGCAAAUAAUUUUAUCCAGUUUAUUAUUUGUCGAUUCUUUUUUGGUAUGUCUUAUGAUAAUUGUAUGAUGAUGACAUACCUUCUUGUGUUAGAAUAUGUUGCACCGAAAUAUAGAACCCUUAUUGCGAAUUUGCCUUUUGCUAUAUUUUAUACAAUAGGUGCUACAUCAUUGCCUUGGAUUGCUCUCGCUUGUGGACAUUGGAAAACGAUUAGCUUAGCUACGAGCAUUCCAAUGGCUCUAGCUAUUUUAGCUCCAUUUAUCAUACCAGAGAGUCCAAGAUGGCUCCUUUCUAAAGGGCGUAUCGACGAGGCUGUUAGUAAGGUAGUCACUAUCGGUCAUGUGAACAAAAAAGAAGUCUCUUUAAAAUUGAUUGAACAAUUUAAAGCGUCAAAUUAUAAUAAAAAAGAAGAAAAUAUUAGUAUCAUAAAUAUGCUAAAAAUAUCAAAGCUAAGAAAAAAAUUUAUAAGCAUGUGUUUGGUGUAUAUGUGUUGUAUGUCUGUGUUUGAUGCUUUAGUAAGAAGUAUCGGUGGUUUAGGUUUUGAUUUUUUUUUAUCGUUUACACUUGUGUCUUUCACUGAAUUUCCUUCCUUAGUGCUGGUUUCAUUUAUUUUAGACAUAACUGGUAGAAAAUGGACGUGUAUAGGAGCACUAUUAGUUGGUUCUAUGUUUAGUGUAUUAACUGCUUUUAUUGGAAGCGGCUUACCAUCUGUAUUGUGUGCAAUUGUAUCAAGGUUUGCAGUUAAUAUGGCUUGUAACAUUACAACACAAUGGGCUGCAGAAAUAUUACCGACCAAUGUAAGAGGCUCCGGUGCAUCAAUAGUCCAUAUUUGUAGUUAUGUUGGUAUUUUUAUAUCACCGUAUAUUGUGUACCUAAAGAACUUUGUAACAUGGCUCCCCUUAGUUGUAGUCGGAUUUAUUGCCUUACUAGGAGCAUUAGUCGCACUAACUUUACCUGAAACAGCAGGAAUAGAUAUGCCCCAAACAUUUGAUGAUACGAUUAAUAUGAUUGAUGGCCAAACAUUUUUUGAUAUACCUUGUUUAAGAAAGAAUAAAAAAAAAACUAUUGGAAAUGUAAAUUUGUCUUUCGAAAUGAAUUGAUCAUAAAGAAAGAAACAAAAAAUUAUGUACUUACUUUUC